Messenger RNA from Sclerotinia borealis F-4128, 996 nucleotides. The record is from the annotation of a GenBank genome assembly. Lineage: Eukaryota; Fungi; Ascomycota; Leotiomycetes; Helotiales; Sclerotiniaceae.
AUGCCUCCAUUGCGUCCUCCUACUGUCAACUAUCAAGAUCAUUUCAGUAUUGAUAAUAAUAACAGACGUAGGGGUAUCACAGACUCAUUUGAUCGAAAUAAUUUCACUUCAAUCCCAGCAAAUAUUUCAAUGGUUGGUGAUACACAGGAUGAUUCUGACUUGACUGGCAUAGAAGGAUUGAGUGAAGGUGAAGAUGAGUCUGAAGGUGACAAUGUGAUUGGAGAUAUAGAAAAUCUGGAUGAGGAUGAGGAUGUAGGCUUGGAAGAAGUCGCAGUUGAAGCUACCAUGGAUAACAAACCACCAUUCGAUCCUGCCGCUCUCGGAUUGAAGGAAAUUGGAAACUUGGCUAGCUGGACUGUUUCUAGCAGUAAACCUGGUUGUGGUGUUAUUGCGCUCAGAGACGAUGACACCAAUCUAUUUUGGCAAUCUGACGGACCUCAACCUCACUAUCUGAAUAUUCACUUUGCCAAAUUCGCAAAGAUCCGCGCCAUUCGAAUCUUCCUCGACUUCGAAGCCGAUGAGUCCUACACUCCAACCCGUAUUCAAUUGCUUGGCGGCACAGGCUACCACGACCUAAUUCCUUUCUCUGACCUAUCGUUUGCUCAACCAAAAGGCUGGAUCGACGUUAAUCUUGAUCACGUAGGAGGAGGCUCAGAUGGCAAGACACUUCGCGCAUUCAUAGUGCAAGUCAAGGUGUUGGAGAAUCAUCAGAAUGGAAAGGAUACACAUGUUCGUGGAUUGAAAAUCUAUUCUCACGACGAACGUCAUGAAUCUCCUCCUCCAACAUACUACGAUGGUGAAGAUGAUGACUCCUGCUCAUCAAUCGAUCCGAAUGAAUUCGGAGGACCCGACGAUGAUCUGAAACGUGGAGAUGCAGGUGGUGACGAUGAUCAAUUCUGGAAUGAUUUUACACAAGCCAGAAUGGGUGGACUUAGAAUGCCCGAUUUGAGCGGUUUGAGUGAGCCGAAUUUCAUGUCAGAGCCAGAAUUGCGUUAA